AGGAAAGGCAGUGAUGGUGCGUGUGAGACCAUCUCAGCAAAACCCAGAGAGGCUCCUCGGUGGCUUCUGUCGGCUCAGCAACUCUUGAAGACCAUGCUUCGAUCUGCUUUAGGUCCUUGGAGGGCUGAGGUACAGGAACAUCUAGCUUUGAUCUCAUAGAAGGGAUUCCCAGUGAGACCAGCUCAAGUCCCUUCCAACUGUGAGCUACUGUGAUUCUGACAUACUUCCUGAUGGCUCUCCAUCCAUUAGUCCAUCGGAGAGGGAUGGGAGGCACCACGGAGAAAGCCUGUCCCUACCCCCUAGUCUCCCACCUGCUCACACAUCACUCUAUGAGCUGCCUCUCUACCAGGACUUCGACUUUGUCAUUCCCCCCACCCCACCCCCUACCACCUUCCAGACCCAGGAGGACAUCAAGGGGUAGCAACUGUCUGUCAUCCUUAAAGGGGAAGGCCUCCCAAUUAAUCACUGGCUCUAAUCUCUUUCCCCACUCUCCUCCCAUUGCUUUCUAGUCUGUAAGGGCUUAUGACAGGGGUCUGUAAAGAUCUGCAGAGACAGGUGGGUGUCCCAGGGAGGAAGACUUGACCGGAGGAGCCCCCUGUUUCUGGUGGGGCAAUGUUUCUGAGCAAGUGUGAGGGAGAGCCCGCUGAGGGAAGGCCCCCGGGGUUCGGGGAAGCGGAAGAGGCCCCUAAGAAGAAACACAGGAGGAACCGCACCACCUUUACAACCUUCCAGCUACAUCAGCUGGAGAGGGCCUUUGAGCGCUCCCACUACCCUGAUGUCUACAGCCGGGAGGAGCUGGCCACACAGGUCAACCUCCCUGAGGUUCGGGUGCAGGUCUGGUUCCAGAAUCGUCGGGCCAAAUGGCGACGUCAGGAGAAGCUGGAGGCCAGCUCAGCAGCAGCAGUAGCAGCAGCAGCCACCAAGCUUCCAGAGGCCCCCAUGCUGGCUUUUGCUCGGCCUCCCCCAACUGCUUCACUCCCCCUGGACCCCUGGCUGACCUCAGGCCCCCCAGCCAUGCAUGCCCUCCCAGGCUUCCUGGGACCAAGGCCUGGCCUACAACCCACCUAUGGGCCUCACGCCUUUCUCCAUGCAUCCUCAGGACCUCCUCCCUUUGGGGAGGCCUUUGGUCCCCUGGCAGAAGCUGGGGACGCCCACACUCGAAGUUCCAGCAUUGUCUCCCUUUGUUUUCGGGCCAAGGAGCAUGUCCAGACACUUGAUAGGAGCUGGCAGCCUCUCUGACCCUGUCCCUGCUGCCCCUUCCUUGCCUCAGACUUAACCAAGGACGGUUGGGCUCUUUCAGGAUCCUCUCUGCUGUGCUUUCCUCUCUUGCCCCAACCCACUUUGGAGCCCUUCAGGGAUGCCUAGCAGGGGUCAGGAACAGUUGUUUGACAAGGGCUUUGACCAUGCCAAAGAUGGGUCAACUCAGAACCAGAAAGCUCAAGCCAUUUGGCAAAGGAGACACAGCCAGAGAGUAGCAGGAUUCAUCCCAGGGGUGUGCUGGUAAAUGUUUAAUAACCAGCUUUCUAAAGAAAAAACAAAUAUGCACUGAAUUCUUUUAAAUUUGAUCUGAAUCAUUAACAUUUUCUCUAGACAAUCAACAAAACAAUAAAUCAGGCCUUGAUUUGUAGGGUUUGUCCAUUAACAAGGUAUAAAUACCCACACUGAGAAUUUAGUGAUUGGCCAGAGCUCAUAAGCAUCAUCUCUAGCAGAUCAUCCCUGGUUCGAGGGGAGGAGGGGUGGUGCAUGGGGACAA
This is a messenger RNA of Dromiciops gliroides (monito del monte), 1753 nucleotides long. RefSeq names its product retina and anterior neural fold homeobox 2 (gene RAX2). Gene Ontology annotation, molecular function: RNA polymerase II cis-regulatory region sequence-specific DNA binding; DNA-binding transcription factor activity, RNA polymerase II-specific. The transcript has 3 exons. The record is from RefSeq and is a predicted model, not a curated record. NCBI's taxonomy places the organism in Eukaryota, Metazoa, Chordata, Mammalia, Microbiotheria, Microbiotheriidae. Bases 613 to 1239 code for a protein of 208 amino acids. Gene Ontology annotation, biological process: positive regulation of transcription by RNA polymerase II.